Molecule: messenger RNA, 2836 nt
Organism: Impatiens glandulifera
Lineage: Eukaryota; Viridiplantae; Streptophyta; Magnoliopsida; Ericales; Balsaminaceae
Product: glutamine--tRNA ligase, cytoplasmic
Exons: 22
Coding region: 113-2599 (828 amino acids)
Biological process (GO): glutaminyl-tRNA aminoacylation; translation
Cellular component (GO): cytosol; cytoplasm
Molecular function (GO): glutamine-tRNA ligase activity; ATP binding
Source: RefSeq, a predicted model, not a curated record
UCUUCUUGAGACUCAAUCAAUCUUUUGAAGAAGUGUACCGCUAGCUAGGGUUUGAGUAUUGUUUUCCUUCCUUGUUAAUUGUAACAGUACGCUUGUAGAGAAGCAGACAACGAUGGGAGGGAAGGAUAAGAGUGACCAGGACAACAAGCUUCUCGACCUGUUCAUCAGUAUCGGUUUGGAUGAAAGGACAGCAAAGAACACCCUUUCUAAUAAUAAGGUUACGGCCAACCUUACCGCCGUCAUUCACGAGGCAGCUGUCAUACAAGGUUGCGAUCGUUCUGUUGGAAAUCUUCUCUACACGGUUGCUACUAAGUUCCCUCCAAAUGCUCUUGUUCAUCGGCCUACCCUUCUGCAAUACAUUGUUUCACUUAAGAUUAAAACUCCAGCCCAGUUAGAUGCGGCUUUCUCCUUCUUUCUUAAUACUGGGGCAGAAGAUUUUAAAAUUAAGGAUUUCGAAGAGGCUUGUGGUGUUGGGAUUGAAGUCUCUGCAGAAGAUACCGAACGUCUUGUCAAAGAAGUCUUUGAAGAGUAUAAGACUACAAUUUUGGAGUUACGCUAUAAGACGAAUGUUGGUGAGCUAUUUGGCCAUGUGCGGAAGAGGCAGCCAUGGGCAGAUCCAAAACUUGUUAAGCAACUCAUUGAUGCCAAGAUAUUUGAGCUGCUUGGUGAAAAAACUGCUGCAGAUAAUGAAAAACCCACUAAGAAGAAGAAAGAAAAGCCUGCAAAAGUUGAGGAGUCUACAGCUGCCACAGAUGAACCAGCCAAACCAACUGAAGAAGAAAUCAAUCCCUUUUUGAUAUUCCCUUCUCCAGAGGAUAACUUUAAGGUGCAUACUGAAGUAUUUUUUAGCAAUGGGCCAGUGCUAAGGUGCUGUAACACAAGGGAAAUACUUGAAAAGCACUUGACAUUUACCGAUAGGAAAGUAUUUACACGCUUCCCUCCAGAGCCAAAUGGCUAUUUACAUAUUGGUCAUGCAAAGGCUAUGUUUGUUGAUUUUGGUCUGGCUAAAGAACGGAAUGGGGGUUGCUAUCUGAGGUUUGAUGACACAAACCCAGAGGCUGAAAAGAAGGAAUAUAUCGAUCAUAUUGAGGAGAUUGUAAAAUGGAUGGGAUGGGAGCCCUUCAAGAUUACUUAUACAAGUGAUUAUUUCCAAGAACUUUAUGAACUGGCAGUGGAACUGAUACGAAGGGGUCAUGCCUAUGUUGACCAUCAGACACCAGAGGAGAUAAAGGAGUAUAGGGAGAAAAAGAUGAACAGCCCUUGGAGGGAUAGACCAAAAGAAGAAUCACUGAGACUGUUUGAGGAGAUGAGGCAGGGCAGGAUCGACGAAGGAAAAGCAACACUUAGAAUGAAACAGGACAUGCAAAGUGAUAACUUUAACAUGUAUGACCUCAUUGCAUACCGUAUCAAGUUUACUCCACAUCCACAUGCAGGAGACAAAUGGUGCAUCUAUCCAAGUUACGACUAUGCUCAUUGUAUUGUUGAUUCCCUUGAGAAUAUUACACAUUCGCUUUGUACACUUGAGUUUGAGACACGUCGUGCUUCCUAUUACUGGCUGCUGCAUGCACUAGGACUUUAUCAACCCUUUGUAUGGGAAUACUCACGCUUGAACAUAACACAUACAGUGAUGUCAAAGCGCAAGGUGAGCAAAGCAAAUACAUUUAAAUUUCGUUUUUUCUUCCUUCCUUUAAACAUCAUGCAACAUUAUAUAUCUGUGCCUUGGUUUUAUAUGAUGUUCCAGUUAAACCGUCUGGUGACGGAGAAGUGGGUUGAUGGCUGGGAUGAUCCUCGGUUGAUGACAUUGGCUGGAUUGAAACGUAGAGGCGUUACCUCAACAGCAAUUAAUGCUUUUGUUCGAGGAAUUGGAAUUACUAGAAGUGACUCUAGUUUGAUACGGCUUGACCGCCUUGAGUAUCACAUAAGGGAAGAACUAAAUAAAACUGCAUCUCGCGCAAUGGUUGUGUUAAAUCCCCUGAAGGUUGUUAUUACCAACUUGGAAACUGGGUCCAUAUUGGAUCUUGAUGCAAAGAAAUGGCCUGAUGCCCAAGAAGACGAUGCAUCUUCUUUUUACAAGGUCCCAUUUUCCAAUGUUGUCUACAUUGAGCAGAGUGAUUUCAGGAUGAAAGAUUCUAAAGAUUUCUAUGGCCUUGCUCCUAACAAAUCUGCUAUGCUGAGAUACGCAUUUCCGAUUAAGUGCACUGAAGUAAUUCUCGGGGAUGACAACGAAACUGUAGUUGAAGUACGGGCAGAGUAUGAUCCUGCAAAGAAAACAAAACCAAAGGGGGUUCUUCAUUGGGUUGCUGAAGCAUCUCCUGGAGUGAAGCCUCUAAGUGUUGAAGUGAGAGUUUUUGAGAAACUGUUUAUGUCUGAGAAUCCGGCUGAAGUUGAAGAUUGGCUUGGUGAUUUGAAUCCUAAUUCAAAGGUAGUUGUUCCAGCUGCCUAUACAGUACCUUGUCUAAAAAAUGCAGCAGUGGGUGAUACAUUCCAAUUUGAAAGGCUUGGUUAUUAUGUUGUUGACAAGGACUCCACGCCAGAAAAGCUUGUGUUCAAUCGGACAGUCACUUUACGAGACAGUUAUGGUGGCAAGGGUGGGAAGUAAGUCGUAGGUGUGUGUGUGUGUCUGUCUUGUCUGUUGAAAUAUAUGGGAUAUGAAUAUCCUUUUCUUUUCUUUAUAUUUACACUAUUUUAGUGAUAAUUAGAAAGUGUAAGUAAAUCUGGAAGACAUAUUUCGUUUUAUGGGGGGGUUGUUUUCUCUUGCUUGCUUGCUUGCUUGCUUGCUGACUGACUUUUAAGAUUUUAUCAUCCAUCAUCAAAUAUAUUUAUUUUGUUUUGUUCA